Messenger RNA from Ordospora colligata OC4, 1029 nucleotides. RefSeq lists its product as uncharacterized. The coding region runs from base 1 to 1029 and encodes 342 amino acids. The record is from RefSeq and is a predicted model, not a curated record. Gene Ontology annotation, molecular function: protein binding. The transcript has a single exon. Lineage: Eukaryota; Fungi; Microsporidia; Ordosporidae.
AUGGACAUAUAUGAGCUUGUCCGAAACGAUCAGCAUGAGCAAAUAUAUGCAGUUGAACAUCCUGAGUUUGGACGUUUCAGGGCCGUGGCAUGCAUAUUCCUUGGGAGAUAUGAAGAAGCACUUAAGUAUGCGGAGAGGAAAUCUUUUGAGGCAGCAUAUUCACUUUACAAGCUAAAGAAGUACAAGAAAGCGCUUAGAAUCCUGAAAUGGAUAGACAGCGAAGGGAGCAGAGUUCUUAGCUCACAAUGUUUGUUUUACUUGGGAUAUUAUGGUAGUGCAUAUAAGAUGCUUUCUAAGAUAAAGAUGGACGAUGAUGUAGCGGUGAAUCUACAGGCAAUGAAGUCUAUGGCUAUUUUAGCAGAUAAGAAUUUGUAUGAGUAUGGAAAUAGGUUCCAGAUAAGGAAGAUGGAUGAUGUUGAUGGAUUUGAUGAUAUUAAGGAGUAUAAUAUGAAAAGUGCAGAAGGACGGGUGGAUCUGGUGUUUAAUGAGUCUUUUGAGCAUCUUUUUGACGAGAAGCGAUUUCUUGAGUUUUUGAAGAUGCAAGCUGUGAAAGCAGAGAUGAAGGGGACAAUAGUAGAGGAGCAGCUAAAGAAUGUUUGUGGACAAGAAGUGUGCAUACCUUUGCUAUCCAAGAGUCAAAAGAAGACUGUGGAGUAUAAUGAAGGAAUUAUUGAUGCGAUUUCUAUGCCGAUACAUUUCCAAAGAAACUUUGCUAGAUAUAAUGUUUUGGAGACCAAGUAUAAGAGCAAUGAAUGUGCAUGGAUUGAUAUGGCUUACAUUAAGGAUGAGAAUGGUAAAUACAGACUGAAUGAAGGCGUAGACAUUGCAAAGAUACCUGCGAUUUCUGCAAAGAUGGUGUUGUUGAGAAUCCUUGUGAUGUGGAAGAAUGGGAAAAGCAACCGAAGGAUAGCAAGUGAAAUCAAGAGAUUACCUGAGGAAGUGGCAAAUAAGUAUCUCAGUGUAUUUGAACCUGGAAAGGUGGUUGAUAGGAAUACAUAUGUUAAGAUAUCUAAGGAGUUGAUGAAUUAA